This is a messenger RNA of Scomber japonicus (chub mackerel), 2466 nucleotides long. RefSeq names its product FAM20C golgi associated secretory pathway kinase b (gene fam20cb). Gene Ontology annotation, cellular component: Golgi apparatus. The record is from RefSeq and is a predicted model, not a curated record. NCBI's taxonomy places the organism in Eukaryota, Metazoa, Chordata, Actinopteri, Scombriformes, Scombridae. Gene Ontology annotation, molecular function: protein serine/threonine kinase activity. Gene Ontology annotation, biological process: protein phosphorylation. The transcript is spliced from 11 exons. The coding region runs from base 781 to 2454 and encodes 557 amino acids.
CUAUCCCGCUGUACUCCUAGAGGUUGCUUGGCCCUUCGGGGGGGAUUUCUGUCUCCUGUUACCUGUGGCGAAUUGUUCCGUUGGCUCGCCUCGGGUGAUUAGUCCGGACUCUAUGUGACAGAAUUACGCAUCUUGGAUCGCUGAGGUGGAUGAGUGCACGUCGACUACUUUUCGGGGACUUUCCCUGAAAACAUUUAAAUGUGAAGAGAUUCAAUCUCCGUACAUUUUUUUCCGGGCAGACGUCCCAGCUGAUCCAUGGCUGCUCUCCCCGUAUCGGAUUGAGGUUAGACGGUGAGACCGAUGCGCGCCUUCGGACCUCUUGGACACGCACGUUUAACGGAUCGUUUCCCCCGCGUAUCCCAGCUGUGUUUGGAUCCUACUCACUUGUCUGCGACUCUGUAUUCCUACUGAAAUAUUUGGUGGUCGACAGGAGAGAGGACAGAGGCAGUGUGAGGAGGAUGUGGCUUGCGCAAAUCGACCGUUGGUCAGAGCCGACUCGACCUGCUUUACCUGGACGCUUGCGGAUGAUUUUGCGCUUCUGAGAUCUCUGAAAUCUGGACAUCCACGCCAACAAAAGCAGGACUCUGAUGUUGAAAAUACAAAGGCUGAACACUGAAUCCUUUACUCAAGACGGCAAGUGAAGAUGGGUCCUACGUGUUUAAUGUAUAUUUCAUUAGAUUGGCGUCCAGUCUAAUAAACAUCAUCAGCGAUGUAGUCAGCUUGUUCAUCUGCGUGCUGAUCAUUUGCAGUAAGUACUCACAUCUGCUCAAAAGGGAGACCAUGAAGAUGAUCCUCCUGCGUAAAUUCCGGGUUUUGAUUCUCAUGGUGUUCCUUAUUGCAUGCUCGAUGCACAUAAUGAUAGACUUGUUACCAAAGCUGGAGAGGCACAGCAACAGCGGCUGCUCCUGCUCCCACACGCCGAGCGAGGAGCCCCAGAGCUGGGGAAAGCAGAGUUGGCCUAACAAGCACACCCUGCGGAUCCUCCAGGACUUCAGCAACGAGCCCAGCUCAAAUGUUUCCUCCCACUCUCUGGAAAGGAUCCCGGUCACAGGCGACAAAACACAGGCUCUCAGGAGACUGGAGCACUACGGGCAACGUGGUGACAGGAAGAGACAGUUCAUCCAGGACGCUGCCGUGACCAAGAACAUGCCGGCUCGGAGUUCAAGGUUGUCGGCUCUCUAUGACCAUCCCUUAUAUAAAAGAUCCUCGCCACCUCUGACAGAUGAGGACACGCUGUUCAACGUCAACACGGACAUCAGAUUUGACCCCAAAGCAGCAGAUCAAGAAUGGAAUGGGGAAGGCAACAUAGAUGAGUUCAGCCCAACAGGGGAGCUGACUGCCGACUCCUACCCCAACUGGCUCCGCUUCCACAUUGGGAUUAAUCGAUACGAGCUGUACUCCAGACACAACCCAGUCAUCGAUGCUCUCCUAAAGGAUCUGGUCACCCAGAGGAUCACAAGCGUUGCAAUGAAGUCUGGAGGCACCCAGCUCAAGCUCAUCAUGACUUUCCAGAACUACGGCCAGGCUCUGUUCAAACCCAUGAAGCAGACUCGGGAGCAGGAGACCCCUCCAGACUUCUUCUAUUUCUCUGACUUCGAGAGACACAACGCUGAGAUCGCUGCCUUUCAUCUUGACAGGAUUUUGGACUUCCGUCGCGUCCCUCCUGUGGCUGGGAGGCUUGUCAACAUGACAAAGGAGAUCCGAGACGUCACCCGAGACAAAAAGCUCUGGAGGACGUUCUUCAUAUCACCAGCCAACAAUGUGUGUUUCUACGGGGAGUGUUCAUACUACUGCUCCACUGAGCAUGCUCUGUGUGGUAAACCAGACCAGAUCGAAGGAUCCCUGGCCGCCUUCCUCCCAGACCUGGCCCUCGCUAAACGCAAGACCUGGAGGAACCCGUGGAGACGCUCCUACCACAAACGCAAGAAGGCAGAAUGGGAGGUGGAUCCAGACUACUGCGAGGAAGUCAAACAAACUCCACCUUACGACAGCGGGACGAGACUGCUUGACAUAAUGGACAUGACCGUCUUUGACUUCCUCAUGGGAAACAUGGACCGCCAUCAUUAUGAGACAUUUGAAAAGUUUGGAAAUGAGACCUUCAUCAUCCACCUGGAUAAUGGCAGAGGCUUUGGAAAGCACUCCCAUGACGAGAAGUCCAUUCUGGUGCCGUUGACCCAGUGCUGCAGGGUAAGGAAGUCGACCCACUUGCGUCUGCAGCUGCUGGCUAAGGAGGAAUACAAGCUGUCUAUGCUCAUGGCAGAGUCCCUGGUGAGGGACCGUCUCAGUCCCAUCCUCAUCCAGCCACAUCUGGAUGCCAUGGACCGACGACUACGCCAGGUGUUGAAUGUGCUGGCAGAAUGCAUUGAAAAGGAGGGCUACAGUUAUGUUGUAGAGGACGACCUCCAGAGGGACCAAGGGACUGACCACGCCCACACCGCCCUACGACAGAGGUAGCUGGCUGUGGGG